AUGUUAAAAUCAUCAUCAUUUCCCAACAAAUUUGGUAAAACAACCAUUGACCUAAUUAAAAAAAGAUUAUAUUCAACAAAAGACUACACUUUGACAACUUUGGAUAAUGGGGUCAAAGUGGCUACAAAUAAUGUUCCGGGCCAUUUUUCUGCCCUGGGAUUGUACAUUAAAGCGGGCUCUAGAUUCGAAACACCUAAGUUAAAGGGAUGUACUCAUUUCAUGGACCGCUUGGCCUUUCAAUCGACAGAAAACAUUUCGGGUAGAGAAAUGACGGAGACUUUGGAGUUGUUGGGUGGAAAUUAUCAAUGUUCAUCUUCAAGAGAAACCAUGAUGUACCAAGCUUCUGUUUUUAAUAAUGAUUUAGAAGCAAUGUUCAAGCUAAUGGCUGAGACGGUUAGGUUCCCACGUAUUACAGAAGAAGAAGUCGAAGAACAAAAAAAAACCGCUUCUUAUGAAAUUGAUGAAGUUUGGAAUAAAUCUGAUUUAAUUUUGCCAGAAUUAUUACACAAUACAGCUUAUGGUGGUGAGACAUUGGGUUCCCCAUUAUUAUGUCCCCGUGAAUUAGUUCCAAAUGUUUCGAGGUAUUUACUCAAAGAUUAUAGAAACAAGUUUUAUAAUCCGGAAAACAUUACUGCCGCAUUUGUUAGUGUGGAUCAUGAAACAGCCAUUAAAUACACUGAAAAAUACUUUGGUGAUAUGAAAUCGCAUCAUCCAUAUGCUCAUAAAAUCAAACCAGCCCAUUACACAGGCGGCGAAACUUGUAUUCCACAAGGCCCAGUUUAUGGUGGCUUGCCAGAAUUAUAUCAUAUGUACAUUGGUUUUGAAGGCUUGCCUAUCAGCCACCCUGAUAUUUAUGCAGCUGCAACUUUGCAAAUAUUAUUGGGUGGAGGAGGCUCGUUUAGUGCCGGCGGUCCAGGUAAAGGUAUGUAUAGCAGGUUGUACACUCAUGUUUUGAACUUGUAUGGAUUUGUAGAAAAUUGCGUGGCAUUUAACCACGCUUACAGUGAUUCUGCUAUUUUCGGGAUAUCCUUGUCUUGUGUACCACAAGCUGCUCAUGUCAUGGGUGAGUUAUUGGCACAGCAGAUGGCAAACACGUUUUCCACCGGUAAAGAUAAAUUAACCAUGGAUGAGAUUAACAGGGCUAAGAAUCAAUUGAAAAGUUCAUUGCUGAUGAAUUUAGAAUCCAAAAUUGUGGAAUUAGAGGAUUUGGGUAGACAAAUAUCCUUAGAUGGUUAUAAAGUGCCUGUCCAGGAAAUGAUUAAUAAUAUCGAGAAGGUAACUCCUGAAGAUAUAAGAAGAGUCGCCGAAAUGAUUUUUACUGGCAAAGUUUCUAAUAGAGGCGAAGGCACUGGUAAAGCUACUGUUAUUAUGCAAGGUCCAAGAGAUAAAUUCGGUGAUGUUGAAACUGUUUUGAGAUAUUACGGUUUGGGGAACUAUCCGAAAUUAGAGGUACCAAAACAAAAAAAAAAUUGGUUUUGA
Molecule: messenger RNA, 1479 nt
Organism: Saccharomycodes ludwigii
Lineage: Eukaryota; Fungi; Ascomycota; Saccharomycetes; Saccharomycodales; Saccharomycodaceae
Gene: MAS2
Product: mitochondrial-processing protease subunit alpha
Exons: 1
Coding region: 1-1479 (492 amino acids)
Cellular component (GO): mitochondrion
Molecular function (GO): metalloendopeptidase activity; metal ion binding
Source: RefSeq, a predicted model, not a curated record